This is a messenger RNA of Lentinula edodes (shiitake mushroom), 557 nucleotides long. RefSeq lists its product as uncharacterized. NCBI's taxonomy places the organism in Eukaryota, Fungi, Basidiomycota, Agaricomycetes, Agaricales, Omphalotaceae. The transcript has 2 exons. The record is from RefSeq and is a predicted model, not a curated record. The coding region runs from base 58 to 408 and encodes 116 amino acids.
GAAAAAAAACAAUCGUGCCAAUUGUCUCUUUCUUCAAGUUCAUUUUGCUUUUCAAGUAUGACAAGUUCUGGGACGUUGAUCUGGAUGUUCGGUGCUUUGCUAUGGAAAUCGCGGACUGUACCUCCAACGACUGGUUUCCAGAUUCUUGCUUCUUGGAUUCUUAUUCUUCCCACAUCGUGUAACUUCUCGCUGUACUCUCAUCUCCAUACAUAUUCCAUAGUAAUAUCACAAUGUGCGAUAUCUGGUUCAUGUUGUUUUUGGAGAACUGCAUACGCUCAAUCCACCCUUGUUGAAUCAUCUGGCUGGAUGUCCGAUUACAUGAACGAACCCUUUUCAAAGCACCUUCAUUCUGCAAAACAAAAAAUAACAAGGCGCAAGCUCCGGAAAGCCUCAGACUGGAUACGUUAAUACACUACGCUAGCGUAGCUUCAAGUUCCAAUAUCUUCAGCACCUUCAAUUAUCUUCACUUCAUCUAUUGUGGAAUGCCGCGCAUCUACAUGAUACCAUUGUAAACUAGGGGCCGGCUGUUUCUUCACUGGACUGCGGCUAGUUGAGCC